Messenger RNA from Bufo bufo (common toad), 596 nucleotides. RefSeq names its product HIG1 hypoxia inducible domain family member 2A (gene HIGD2A). The record is from RefSeq and is a predicted model, not a curated record. Gene Ontology annotation, cellular component: mitochondrion. Lineage: Eukaryota; Metazoa; Chordata; Amphibia; Anura; Bufonidae. Bases 50 to 337 code for a protein of 95 amino acids. Gene Ontology annotation, biological process: mitochondrial respirasome assembly. The transcript is spliced from 2 exons.
GUAAGUAGACAUUUGGGAGUGUGCCCUUGACAGUGGUGGAAGUGGAAACAUGGCAGGACCUCAGCCUCCUGUGAUAGAAGGGUUCGUUCCGACCCACUAUAUGGAGAAGGAGCAGUUCACCAGCAAAUUCUCGAGGAAAGUACGGGAAAACCCGUUUGUACCAUUAGGAUGUCUUGCCACUGCAGGCGCUUUGACAUAUGGGCUCAUCACUUUCAAGCAGGGCAAAACCAGACAGUCCCAGCUGUUGAUGCGGGCACGUAUUCUCUCACAAGGAUUUACAGUUGCCGCCAUUAUGGUUGGUGUUGUUAUGGCUGCCAUGAAGACGCGUGCACAGUAAAGCAGAGAUGGGGACUGGUUGAAGAGGCUGUGGCUAAUCCAAAGGACUUCACUCUACAGACAUUUUCCUUUCCCUUGGAGAGUGUGACUAGUUCAUGAGCCCUGGAUGAUAGAUUUGUGAUGAAUAAUACAUCUCUUAUGUUUUAUAAAUUGUCAUUUUGGUGGCAACAUCUUUGAACACCUAAUCAGUACCUUCCUGGGGUCCAAUGGCGAUUUACUACGUAUUUCCACUUAGCCUGUUCAUAAAUGUGUACACUAGU